AUGAGAGCCUCCGUCCUUAUUUCAAUAGUCCUCGGGCUCUCUUGUGCUCAAGAUUUUUCUGCUUUUUCUGUGGUAUCAUCCACUACUGAUGAUGCCUCUACAACACCAGCUCCGGAAACCUCGACUCCAGAGAUAAACUUAUCUGAAGAGGAAGGUUCUACAACACCAGUUCAGGAGACAUUAUAUGGAGGGGAAGCAUCAUCUGAAGAGGAAGGAUCUAUAACUCCAGUUACUGAUAAACCAGCUGAGGAGGAAGCUUCCUCAACAUCUACUAUGGCAUUCUCUACUACCAGCACUACUGUAGAAGUGACAACCACUCAAUCUACCUCCCGCUUAACUGGUGCCCCUGAAGAUUCUGAUUCAAAAGCAUCAUCUUCCCUGUUUGUAUUUCCUAUAAUUCUAGGUACUGUUCUUUUUGCGAUUACAUUUUGA
Molecule: messenger RNA, 432 nt
Organism: Caenorhabditis elegans
Lineage: Eukaryota; Metazoa; Nematoda; Chromadorea; Rhabditida; Rhabditidae
Gene: E02H9.7
Exons: 1
Coding region: 1-432 (143 amino acids)
Source: RefSeq, marked reviewed